This is a messenger RNA of Striga asiatica, 471 nucleotides long. NCBI's taxonomy places the organism in Eukaryota, Viridiplantae, Streptophyta, Magnoliopsida, Lamiales, Orobanchaceae. The record is from the annotation of a GenBank genome assembly.
ACACUAAUCGACUGCUUCUUUCGAGAUGCUAAGAAUAGUGUAAAGAAAGACUUUCUUGGUCCUUUCGAAGCAGAUAUUCGUACGCCUAUUGGGUCAUUUGAGGAUGGUACUGGUUUCGGCUUGACUGCUUUCCUUGGUUUCCUUUUGCCCAGUGGCUCAGUAGCCUUUGCAGCUAAGAUUCUGUUACACCCGCUAUCGAAUCAGCUCUUGGGGGAUAUCAUAGGUAAGAAUGAAGCCAAUGUCCUUCAAAAAGGGAUUGACCUAAGGCUUGCUUUUCACUUCACACUUCAAGCUUCCGCCGAUAUUGCCAACAAGGGGUUUGGUGUGGACAUUUUGGCUUGGGCGCCAAUUUUUGAUUUGAGUGGAGGUUGGUUUCAGAACCAAAGAAGUAGGCGGCCACCGAAUAGAAAUUCAAGCAGUGAGCGCUCAUUAGACCAGUUUAAGGAUGGGAAUGCAUGCUACGAAAGAUAG